This is a messenger RNA of Arabidopsis arenosa, 1158 nucleotides long. Lineage: Eukaryota; Viridiplantae; Streptophyta; Magnoliopsida; Brassicales; Brassicaceae. The record is from the annotation of a GenBank genome assembly.
CAUUGGCGGGUAAAGACCACAUGAGAGUAACAUACACAACCGACGACAUGCAUGUGGCAUCGAUGGUGGAGUACGGUAAACAUCCAAAAAAGUAUGACAAGAAAACCGCCGGAGAAUCUACUUCUUACAGAUACUUCUUCUACAACUCUGGCAAGAUCCACCAUGUCAAGAUUGGUCCUCUUCAACCCAACACCAAAUACUAUUACCGUUGUGGUGGUCACGGUGACGAAUUUUCUUUCAAAACCCCUCCAUCCAAAUUUCCGAUAGAAUUCGCCGUCGCUGGUGACCUAGGCCAAACCGAUUGGACAUUAAGCACAUUAGAUCAGAUGAGGAAACGGGACUUCGAUGUUUUCCUACUUCCCGGUGACCUCUCCUACGCAGACACCCACCAGCCACUUUGGGACUCCUUUGGCCGCCUCUUAGAGACUUUGGCUAGCACCCGCCCGUGGAUGGUCACGGAGGGGAACCACGAGAUCGAGUCUUUCCCCAUCAAUGACCACAUAAGCUGCGUCCACACGGUUAUGCUUGGUUCUUACACCCCCUAUGACUCCCACUCCGAUCAGUAUCAGUGGCUCCAAGCUGAUUUAAGAAAGGUUGACCGUAAAAAGACGCCAUGGUUGGUGGUGGUUAUGCACAUGCCAUGGUACAGUACAAACAAGGCGCAUUAUGGUGAAGGAGAGAAAAUGAGAAAUGCCCUGGAGAGUUUGCUCUAUCGUGCCCAAGUAGACGUCGUUUUUGCCGGCCACGUUCAUACCUAUGAACGUUUCAAGCCGAUAUACAACAAGAAGGCCGACCCAUGUGGACCAAUGUACAUAACCAUCGGUGACGGUGGCAACCGAGAAGGCCUUGCUUUACGGUUCAAUAAGCCUCAGUCACCUUUGUCGGUAUUCCGUGAAUCGAGUUUUGGGCAUGGGAGAUUAAGGAUUAUAGACCAUAAACGAGCACAUUGGUCGUGGCAUAGAAACAACGACGAGAUGUCAUUUAUUGCCGAUGAAGUAUCGUUCGAAAGCCCUAGAGCAUCAUCACAUUGUCGUUCAAAUCGUUUUAGAGGUGAGAUCUAAUUCACCAUAUCAUUAAACAUUUUAAGCUCUUUUUCCCUCUUAUGUUUUGUAGAAAAUUAACUCAAAAAGUAAAUUCAUAUAAAUCUUUUAAUUAAUG